This is a messenger RNA of Antechinus flavipes (yellow-footed antechinus), 991 nucleotides long. Its product is annotated as probable inactive serine protease 37. The coding region runs from base 217 to 930 and encodes 237 amino acids. Gene Ontology annotation, molecular function: serine-type endopeptidase activity. Gene Ontology annotation, biological process: positive regulation of acrosome reaction; proteolysis. The transcript has 5 exons. Gene Ontology annotation, cellular component: acrosomal vesicle. Lineage: Eukaryota; Metazoa; Chordata; Mammalia; Dasyuromorphia; Dasyuridae. The record is from RefSeq and is a predicted model, not a curated record.
CCCUGUCAUCUUGGGAAUGGUGGAGGUGCCUUAUUCUAGAACUCUCUUCUCUGGAUGAGAACAAAGCUCUGAGCCCUGGAGUCCCCUAUUCAGGUUCUAAGCUUCAUUCUCCAAACAUAACUCCUUCUCCAACUCAACCCACUGCUUCUAUCAAACCCAUUUUGCUGCUUUCCUUCCUCUCUCCUUCUGCAGCAUCAGCCAUAAGAGGAUUCUGACAUGGCUGUGAAGUUCAUCCUUUUCUUUGUUCUCUUUGCUGAUACAUUUUCCUCUAAUAACAAAGCUGAACAGAAAGACGAUCCUGCCCCUUUCUUGGUAUACUUCAAGUCCCCUAUCAACCCCUGUGUGGGAGUCCUUAUUCAUCAACAGUGGGUGUUGGCAGCUUCUCACUGCUAUUUAUCAAAUCUCAUAUUGGUGUUGGGGAAUUUUAAGAUCGGGAUGAGGGACAGAACCGAGCAGAUUUUUAGCCCAACAGAAGUUAUUCGCUAUUGGAAUGAAAGCGAUAAAUAUCAAGAGCAUGACAUCAUGCUGCUCAAACUACCCAAGCCUGUAACCCUCAGCCGCAAGGUCCAGCCCAUAGCCUUGCCCACUCGAAACUUCCCCACAGGUACCAAGUGCACAGUCUCUGGCUUGGACUGGAGCAUGGACAAUACUGGCAAGCACCCAGAUCUACGGCAGAACAUAGAAGCACCUCUGAUCUCUGAAAAGGAAUGCAAGCAAACCAAACAAGGAAGAAUUAUCAAGCAUGGAAUAUGUGUCAAGUUUUUAAAGACACUCACCAGACUCUUUGUGGAGCUUGCCGUUGCUACUGUCAUAUGCCAAGACACAAUUCAAGGGAUAGAAGUAGGGCAUUUCCUAGGAGAGAAUAUUGGUGUUUACACCAAUAUUUACUACUAUGUCCCUUGGAUACAGAACAUCAUAUCUACAAGAUAAAUUCUGUCUCUCUGUUCGCCACCCCAAAGACAGGAUUGUAUUAAAAAAUAAUAGAUCCAAA